UAAAAAGACAUUUUAUAGAAUAUUUGUUAUCGCUAGAUUCAUUCUGGAGAGAAACACGUGUAGAUUUUAGCUAUGGAUAUUAAAAAGAAAAUAAACAAAAUUAUCAGACGUGUUGCCAAAUCCGCCAAGGAUAUCAAGAAUGUAUCACGAAAAGAAUUAAGUUCUGCCUUUCAGACAGCAAUAAAAGAUCUUCCAAACGGCGAUGUUAAGGAAGCUAUUGAAGCACAAUUUGAAAAAUACUUGGGUGAUUUUGAAAGGAGGGUAUUGCAGUCAAAAGAAAAUGGCAUGUUUUAUCACAAACUCAAACCAGACGAGAUUUGGAAGCCACCAAAGGGGAUGUCCAAUGAAGAGGCAGAGAAGAUAAGAACUUGUAUGAUUGCCAAGAAAUUAAAGAAGGGGCUGGAUAUAAAAAGAGAUGUGUCUAUGCUUCAGUCAUGUCAGAAGGACCCAAGAGUUUUGAUGAAGCUGAGUUCCUCAUUAAUUCCUCUGCAGAGCUUAAAAAAUGUUAUGGACAUUUAUGAGGGGUAUUGUCAAAAUGAAAUGGAGAAGUGUUUACACAGCAAAGAUGUUCCAAGCAUUCAACGUUUGGCUGACUUUACAGAAGAAGGCCUACGAUGGGUCAGCAUGAAGUACAGAACUAUUCCAGGAAAGAUGGAGAAGUCCUUGCUAACUUAUGCUGACAUAAUGGCUGCUUUAUCCUCAAUAUAUGUGGACUUAAAAGUUGUACUCUCUAGAGAUAUGGAGAAAAAAGAGAUUUCAUCUGCUGCAAGGAUGCUGUGUGGUUUAGUGAGUGCAGUGGUUCCAGACAGCCAUAAACUGGACGUCUUACUUCAGCUAGCAGAACUUACCCCUGAUGACCAGAAGUUUAUCUGGCCAUAUGUUAAGAAAUCUCUUAAGGAUUUCAAGAUUUCGGGCGACAAUAAAAGGUUCCUGAAAUACAACAUCUGUAUGGUGAAGCUGAGUAAACUUUGGCCAGAAGGCAUGGAAGAAUUUAUUCAGUCUGCCAAGAAAAUCCCUGCUCCAUCUGAUUUUAUCACUUGGAUUUCAUCUUGCAAUCCUGCCCUUCUGGAGUCCAUUCCGACUGACAGGAAGUUCACAGGGACUCAUGUCACCCGUUUCAUGCUGGAGGAUUUAGAUGAAAACCUUAUUGAGCAGUUUCUGGAAGCAUUGACUGAUAGAAAGGACGAAUCAACAGAAACAGCAGAAGGUGAACCUAUGGUGGCUGAUGAUGCCGAGGCGGUGGACGAAGAAUUGCCAGACCUAGAAGUGAUCGAGGAGAAGACUGAGACCAGCACCACCUCAGCCCCACAGGAAUUAUUUUUCAUUGACAAGGGAAAGCCCAAGGCAGAAAAGGAUAAAUUGAUAGACUUAGAUGAGGAGGAGGAAGAAAAUGAAGAAAAAAUGGAAUGUGAUGAUGACAGUGGUUUAAACUCUGAAAGUCCUUUAGUAUUGAGUGACAGUGAUGAAGAAGAUGAUCCUACCAUCAUAGUGGAUGAUGCUCUAGAAGAAAUAGAAGAAGUCCUCCAGAAUGCAAUGAAUAAAGAAGUCAGUGGAAGUGAACAGGAAGAAGAGGGAGAGGAAGAUGUCAUUGUCAUGGAUGAUGUGAAGACAGGCAGUGCCUUGAAAAAAGAAAAAAGCUCAAGGAAAGGCAAAAAAUCUGGUUUUGGGGAUUUUGAAAUGCAUCUUAGUUCAUUAAGUAAACAGUUAAAGUCCAAAACUGAGGCAAUGGAGACUGAUGAAUUAGAUAAAACUGUGACUAAGGAUACAGAGUCACAGGAAGGUUUAGUUACACCUCAAAAAACCCCAAUGAGAUCUCAAAGGUCUAGUUCAAAGAGAACAACAUCAACAAGUUCCCAAAAGUCAAAUGAAGAUGAUAAGAGAAUGGGGGAAGACAAGAAAGAGGAAGAGAGUAGGGCUAAUAAUAAAUCACCAAGGCAGGCAAGUAGCUCCAAAGAAGAAAAAGUUCAGGAGGUCUUGAAAGAAGAGGCAGAAGAAAUCUCCAGUGAUAAUGAUGAUGCAGCAGAGAGUGUCGUUUCUGAUUCCUGUGAUUCUGAUGAAGCUGAUUUUGUUAGCUGUCCAAAAAUAGAAGAAAGCAUUCAAUCUGCAUGCUCUAAGACAGGAAAUGAAACAGUUUGUGAAUUCAUGUCCCCAACUGUUGAAAUGAUUCAAUCAAAAGUAAGGAAAAGCAGUAGACGGAAGCUUUUGAAGGAUGACAAUCCUGCUGCAGAAGAUGUAGAUGUUUACACAUUUAUUAUGUCCCCAGCAAAGAAGUCAAAAGCAUCUGAAGAGGACUCUUCCAACAAGGAAGAUGAAACUGCCCAAACGACAAGGAGAAGAUUAAGAAGAAAAACUACUUCAGACCUUCUGCCAGAAAGCAAAACCAAGAAGGAUAGUACAAGAAAAUCCUUGAUGUCACUUGAAAACAGUAACAAAAAAAGUGAUUCUAAAAUCACUGAAUAUUUCAAAACAACCCCCAUUAGAACCCAUGGAAAAGUGCUCUAUAUGGAUGAAAGUGUGGAGGAAAAGAGCGGUCAGGUGUCAGAUGCUCAAGAAAUUUCAACAAAUGGGGACAAGAAAGCAGAAGAAAGUGAAAGUGGAUCAAGCAUAAAUGGGGGAACAAGAAGAAGUACCAGAAAAAAUAAGCCAGCAAAUGCUUUAAGUGAUCUGACCAAACACACAAAGAACUCGCCUGUUAAGAGAACAAAGAGUCAGUCAGGCAGUGAAGGAAAAGAAUCAGAAUCAACAACUCGACAAACCAAAGAUAGUAGAAUUGUGACAAAAUCUGGAGUGCAAACUUUAGACAAUGUAGAAGAAGUAUCACCAAGGAGGACUAGAAGUAAUUCAGAAUCCAAAUCAGCACAGGAGAAUAAGACCAUAAAAGACAAUGCAGAUGAUGCUAUUUAUGCAUCAGAGAUGGACUCUAGUUGCGAUGACAUGAAAAAGACUGGGACCUCUAAAUUGACUCCUAAAAAGAGUCCAAAAGCCCAGAAAAGAGUUCUUCGAUCAAGGAAAGCAACACCUUCAAAGGGAAUGCAAUUAUCAGAGAGUUUACCUGUUGAUUCCCCAAGAAAAUCUCUACGAUCAAGAAAAACUUGAUACUUGUUUCAUAUUUUUAUUGGUGCUAAAAAGUCAUAACAAGCUCAACUGAACGAAAUGUUAAAAUGAGCAAUUUUGUUACUUUUGGUUGAAGCAGAGUGAUUUGAAGUGUCGUUAAACUUCUUAUCUGCAAGACUAUUUUUUGUUACCACAACUUUUAUUUUUUAUAACAACUUUUCAACCUGUAUAAAUUUUCUGACCAAAUAUAGUGAAUUUCAGAAUUUUAAAACGUGGUGCAAUUGUAAUUUUUUUAUCAUUAUUUUAAUUUUUCUUAUCAUCCAUAAGAGUCGUUCAUGUUUCUGUUUAUCAAUAAAGUUGACUGUGAACUUGAUUCCGAGACAUGGAGUCAUAAAGCGGCUACAAAAAAAAAUUUUGCGUUUAUUUAUGCUUGAAGUACAUGGUGACUUUUGUGAAAUAAAAGCCAGAAAAGAACCAUAAUGGGUCUUAAUGUUUA
This is a messenger RNA of Magallana angulata, 3550 nucleotides long. Its product is annotated as caldesmon-like. The transcript has 15 exons. The record is from RefSeq and is a predicted model, not a curated record. NCBI's taxonomy places the organism in Eukaryota, Metazoa, Mollusca, Bivalvia, Ostreida, Ostreidae. Bases 73 to 3096 code for a protein of 1007 amino acids.